AUGAGUACACCAUCUGCACCAACGUAUUUCAAUAAAUCUGCAUAUGUUGCAUUGUCAUGUCUGAUUGCUUUUGCCGUUGUAAUAACAAUAUGCAUUCUUAAACAAUUUAUAUGGGAUCCGCUACUGUCUAGACGUUUUGAAGUACUUCGGCCGGUGUUAUCAGAAUCUGUUCGGAAACUGUCAUACUCAUUUUAUCGAGCACCAUCAACAAGAACAUCGCUUUUAUCACCUAAUUCGUCGUAUUCUGACAUUUGUGCUAAAACAAAUGAACCACCACCAGUAUCAUGCAAAAACUUUCUUACCGUCACGGAAAGUUUGCCAUCCAAUGGUAUUCAAAAUCAAAUUCAUACUAAUGAAUCAGCUCGUCGCACUUAUGGUUCAUCGUCAACAACUUCGUCUUAUGCCUAUACAAACUUUGCUUCUGGUGAUUUCGAUGAUGAACAUAUAACUGCUCCUAUUUUAUACUUUAGUUUUCAAUAUAACCUAUUGGCGACUAAUGUCAAAUUGACUGUACAAAAUUUACGUCAUAUGAAUAAAUUUAAAAAUCCAAUAAAUGCCAAUGCUUAUGUAUUAAUUCGAUGUGUUUUCACAAAAAAAAUAGCCGAUCGUCCCUUUGAAACAUCUCCACAACGUUUUCAAGAUUGUAUUCGUUUUGGUGAAACAUUUAAUAUAUUAAAUCAUAUUCAAGUAACAGAUACAAUGAAUUAUGAACUUAAAUUUUUGAUUAUAUUAAUAACCAGUGGAAAUAUGUAUGAAAUAGCUGAAGUUAUCUAUUCAAUGAAAGGCGAUAAUUUAACAACAGCUCUUUUUGUUGAAAAAGCACUACCAAUGCAAUUUAAACCCAUGCAAAAUGAAAUGAAAUAA
This is a messenger RNA of Rotaria socialis, 864 nucleotides long. Lineage: Eukaryota; Metazoa; Rotifera; Eurotatoria; Philodinida; Philodinidae. The record is from the annotation of a GenBank genome assembly.